Emericellopsis atlantica is the source of this 1524-nucleotide messenger RNA. RefSeq names its product kinase-like domain-containing protein. Lineage: Eukaryota; Fungi; Ascomycota; Sordariomycetes; Hypocreales; Bionectriaceae. The coding region runs from base 176 to 1345 and encodes 389 amino acids. Gene Ontology annotation, cellular component: cAMP-dependent protein kinase complex; nucleus. The transcript has 3 exons. Gene Ontology annotation, molecular function: cAMP-dependent protein kinase activity; ATP binding. Gene Ontology annotation, biological process: peptidyl-serine phosphorylation. The record is from RefSeq and is a predicted model, not a curated record.
CUGCGGCGACGGAAAUGGGAACCACUCGAACCUAUUCCUUUUGGAGGUUUACAUGAAGAACCCGCCCAUCACGACUUCCGCUGCCAAGGGCAUCAUCACCCCUCCUCAAAUGACCCGUUGAUCUACUCCAUUUCAGACUCUGUAUCGUUCCGCCAGCUUGCGCCCUACCGCCAGCAUGGCAGCUCAAGUCGCCAGCUCUCAGUUCCCUUCCAUGCCUUCAGGGAUCGCCAACAAGGCAGCACAGGUCGCGGCAGCCACCGGCCUUGUCCACGAAGAUGGCCCCGCGCCCAGCAGAGACACUGAGCCCAAGCCUCUCCCGGCGACACAGAAGUUCAAGCCAGAUGAUUUCGAGCUUGUUCGGACUUUGGGAACAGGCACAUUCGCCCGCGUCUGUCUUGUCCGCCGCGCUACGUCGUCAUCGACAGACAAGGACAGCGAUAGCGAGCAUUAUGCACUCAAGAUCCUGCGGAAAACUGAGAUUAUCAAGCUCAAGCAAAUUGAUCAUGUCCGGCAUGAGCGAGCCAUUCUUGCUGAAGUGGCAGGACAUCCUUUCAUCACAAGGCUGAGUGCCUCUUUUUCUGACCAGGACUCGCUCUACAUGCUCCUCGACUAUGUUCCGGGCGGAGAGUUGUUCAGCUAUCUACGCAAGCUUCGUCGCUUUGACGAACCAACCUCUCGAUUCUAUGCUGCUGAGAUCGUGCUGGUACUCGAGUAUCUUCACGAAGCGCAGGGCGGCGUGGCUUAUCGCGACCUAAAGCCCGAGAACCUCCUGCUUGAUGCAGAGGGCCACAUCAAACUGGUGGAUUUCGGAUUCGCGAAACGACUGGGCAACUCUGCGGACAAACCAGUCGAGACGUACACACUCUGUGGAACACCAGAGUAUCUUGCGCCCGAAGUCAUCCAGAACAAGGGUCAUACUGCCGCCGUGGAUUGGUGGGCGUUGGGCAUUCUGCUCUACGAGUUUCUAACGGGCUACCCGCCUUUCUGGCACCAGAACCCCAUGGAGAUUUACAAGCAGAUCGUGGAGAAACCAAUCUUGUUCCCCGUGGAGCCCCGCAUAUCCGAUGAGGCCCAAGACAUCAUCCGAUCGUUCUGCACCGUCGACCGUUCAAGGCGGUUGGGCAACAUUAGCGGCGGUGCUCAACGCGUAAAGGACCAUCCAUUCUUCAGGAGUGUGAACUGGGAAGACGUUUACAAUCGACGAACCAAGGGUCCGAUUGUGCCUCCUGUGCGGUAUCCAGGGGAUGCGCAAUGCUUCGACAACUACGCCGAAGACGAUGGCAAGCGGGCAGAGUACACGGCAGAAAUGGCGCAAAAAUACGACGACUAUUUCAAGGAUUUCUGACGGGAACGACGAGCGUGAACCAUCAAAGAUGGCGACAAGCGGACCGAGGGGUGUUCCUUUUUUUUUGUAUAUCUAGCAUGGCGCCCCUGGAGGGACUCGCCUCAAGCGUUGCGCUUUUUUCCCAAUAAGCUGGGCUUCUAUGGUAUACUGCGUAUCAUGGGCAUAAGCCGCAGUAGGCC